This is a messenger RNA of Prinia subflava (tawny-flanked prinia), 1249 nucleotides long. RefSeq names its product TNF receptor superfamily member 6b (gene TNFRSF6B). Bases 203 to 1093 code for a protein of 296 amino acids. The transcript is spliced from 4 exons. NCBI's taxonomy places the organism in Eukaryota, Metazoa, Chordata, Aves, Passeriformes, Cisticolidae. The record is from RefSeq and is a predicted model, not a curated record. Gene Ontology annotation, molecular function: protein binding.
AAACCCAGUCUUUCCCAACAGCCCUCCCCUAUCAGCCUUUGCCUAUCAGCCUUUCUCCAAUCUCCCUCUUGUUUUAACGCCGGCUGGUUGGGUUGAACCUGCUGCUGCAGAGAGGAGCUCCUGCCCAGCCAGCACCAGCCUCUGAGGAGCCCUCUCUGCCUCCCCAGGUUCCUGAUCCCGGCGCUUGGAAGCCCUCGGUGUGAUGCCAUCCUGCCACGUGCCGAGUUUGAGGCAUCCGUCCAAGUGGAUGCUCCCCCCUCUCCUCCUCCUGCUGGCUGAGCUCGCCUGCGGUGCCCAGCCCACGUACCAGUGGAAGGAUGCUGUGACCAGCCAGAGGAUCACAUGCCAGCAGUGCCCGCCGGGGACCUUCGUGGCACAGCACUGCUCCAGGGACAGAGCCACGGUGUGCCAGCCCUGCCCGGACCUGCACUACACCCGCUACUGGAACUACCUGGAGAAGUGCCUCUACUGCAACGUCAUCUGCGGGGAGAGGCAGGUGGAGGUGCAGCAGUGCAACGCCACGCACAACCGCGCCUGCCAGUGCCAGCAGGGAUACUACUCCCACAUGGAGUUCUGCAUCAGGCACUCCGAGUGCCCGCCGGGCUCUGGGGUUGUGAAUCCGGGUACCCCCUUUGAGGACACCCAGUGCCAUGAGUGUCCUCAGGGCUUCUUCUCCUCCGACUCCAGCACCAAUCCGUGCCAGCCACACCAGGACUGUGAGCAGCAGGGGAAGGUGACCAACGUGCAAGGCAACAAGUACCACGACACCCUCUGCACGUCCUGCAUGCUGGGGAGAGGCAACAGCACACAGGGGUCAGCUGAAGGUGACGACUGCAAGCAAGCCGUGAUAGACUUUGUGGUGUAUCAGAACAUCCCCGUGAGGAAGCUGAAGCGCCUGCAGCAGAUCCUGGAGCGCUCACCGAGGAAGCAGGCACGGUGGACCAGGGCAGCCACACAGGAGAAAAUCCGGGCUUUCCUCACUCACAGGAAGGAGGAGAACUCUGAAAUCACCAAGGAGCUGCUGGACGCGCUGCGCGUGGUCAAGCUGCACUCCAUCGAGGAGAAGGUCCGCGAGCGCUUCCACCUGCCCUGAGGGCGUGAACUGGACGUUUUGGGUGCUUUUUGUUUUGGUGUUUAUCUUCUGAGGCUUCAUUAAUUUAUUCAUCUUUCCAGACAUAACUUGAAAAACAGCACGAGAGAUGAGUGAUGGAGUGGCACCACGCCACGGCAGCUGUGUCACUUGGGAUGG